Molecule: messenger RNA, 4097 nt
Organism: Camellia sinensis
Lineage: Eukaryota; Viridiplantae; Streptophyta; Magnoliopsida; Ericales; Theaceae
Product: U-box domain-containing protein 44
Biological process (GO): protein ubiquitination; cell surface receptor signaling pathway
Molecular function (GO): ubiquitin-protein transferase activity; protein binding
Source: RefSeq, a predicted model, not a curated record
CAACAAAGCCUUUUUCAAUUUAAAAAAAAAAUAAUCUUCUCUCUCUUGGUCCGGCUGCUGCCUCCCAGCGCUGACUUGUCCUUUUUUUUUCUCUCUCUCUCGCAACUCUCUCCUAUUUUCCCUCUGAAUUUUCUCGGCCAUUUUCCAGGAAAAUCCGUGGAAUUCUGCUGUAAUUCGCUGCCUGUGAAAUUUCUCAGCUCCUCUUUUGCUCUUGAUCAUCUGAUAUGGCAACCAAUUUCUUAUUCUCAGGGGACGAUCAUAAUCUCUUUGAUUGAGUGCAGACGGAAUCAAGUGUAGGUGCUGAUGACAGAGAAAAUGGCUGGAAAUGCAAGGCUUUGAGGAGUUGAAUUGGGAAAAUUUGGGCACAUGGGACUACCAAAUUUUGGUCUUUAGAAUUCUUUUGCUGAUAACAGGAUGGUAUUGGGUGUGAUUGUUGAUCCCGGACUUGGGCCAGCCGCAGAAUUCCUUUCGCAGAUCGUUCAGGCUAUUAUUGAUAUUGUAAUUACUUCCAAGAAUGUCUUCAUUGAGAAAGAGAGUUUUGCGGAACUUGCAAAUUACUUGGAACAGAUUGUUCCUUUCCUAAAAGAGAUGAUGAGGAAGGACAUCAGUAAUUCUGAUGGCUUAAACAAUGUUAUCACAAUUCUUAAUCAUGAGGUCAAAGUUGCAAAGCAAUUAAUAGAGGAAUGCAGUAAGAGAAACAAAGUGUAUCUCUUAGUGAAUUGUCGGUCAAUUGCUAAGCGCAUAGAGGACACUACAAAGGAAAUUAGCAGGGCACUGAGUCUCCUUCCUUUGAGCUCAUUGGAUAUUUCUGCAGGUAUAAUUGAAGAGAUUAGUCAGCUAAGUGACCUCAUGCAGACUGCAGAGUUCAAGACAGCUUUAGCAGAGGAAGAGAUUCUGGAGAAAAUAGAGUCGGGAAUACAGGAGAGGAAUGUUGAUCGUUCAUAUGCCAAUAACUUACUGUUUUCGAUUGCACAGGCUGUUGGAAUUUCAACUGAGCAGUCAGUGUUGAAGAAAGAAUUUGAGGAAUUCAAAAUGGAAAUAGAAAAUGCACAACUGAGAAAGGACCAGGCAGAAGCUAUACAAAUGGAUCAAAUAAUUGCUUUGCUGGAAAGAGCAGAUGCUACCUCUUCUCCAAACGAGAAAGAAAUCAAGUAUUUUAACAAGCGGAAUUCUUUGGGUACUCAACCAUUGGAACCACUCCAGUCUUUUAUUUGCCCAAUCACUAGGGAAGUUAUGGUGGAUCCAGUGGAGACUUCUUCAGGGCACACAUUUGAGAGAAGUUCCAUUGAGAAGUGGUUUGCUGAUGGGAAUAAUUUGUGUCCGUUGACCAUGAUACCUUUAGACACAUCAAUUUUGCGGCCUAACAAAACUUUACGGCAAUCAAUUGAAGAGUGGAAGGAUAGAAAUACCAUGAUCACCAUUGCUUCCAUGAAACCAAAACUCUUGGUGGGAGAGGAUGAAGAAGUACUUCAUUGCCUGGGACAGCUGCAGGAUCUCUGUGAGGAAAGGGACAUACACCGAGAAUGGGUAAUAUUAGAGAAUUAUAUACCCAUCCUUAUUGAACUUCUUGGUGCCAAAAGUCGAGACAUAAGGAACCAUGCACUUGUCAUCCUCUGCAUCCUGGCAAAAGAUAGUGAUUAUGCUAAGGAAAGAGUUGCAAACGUUGAGAAUGCAAUAGAAUCUAUUGUCCGCUCUCUUGGACGGCGUAUUGCAGAAAGGAAGUUAGCAGUGGCAUUACUGUUGGAACUGUCUAAAAGUGAGAUAGUACAAGACUGCAUUGGUAAGGUUCAGGGUUGCAUCCUCCUUUUAGUGACUAUGUCAAGCAGUGAUGAGAGUCAAGCUGCCAAAGAUGCAAGGGAGCUUCUGGAGAAUCUCUCAUUCUCUAAUCAGAAUGUUAUCCAAAUGGCGAAGGCAAAUUAUUUUAAACAUUUGUUGCAGCAUCUUUCUUCAGGACCAGAAGACGUGAAGCUAAUCAUGGCAAGAACUUUGGCAGAGAUGGAGUUGACUGACCAUAAUAAAUCAUCUCUGCUUGAAGACGGCGUAUUGGGUUCACUUCUUCAAUUGGUCUCACAUGGUGAUACUGAGAUGAAGCAAGUGGCUGUUAAAGCUCUUCAGAAUCUCUCAACCUUACCAAAAAAUGGGCUGCAGAUGAUAAGAGAAGGUGCUGUUGGCCCAUUACUUGACCUUUUGUGCCAUCACACAUCACCACAAACUUUGCGUGAACAGGUAGCAGCCACAGUUAUGAAUCUUGCCAUAUCAACUGCGUCUCAAGAUUUGAGUGAGACACAGGUGUCAUUGUUGGAAUCUGAUGAAGAUAUCUGCAGACUAUUCUCAGUUAUUAGCUUGACGCGUCCUACUGUACAGCAAAGUAUUCUUCGGGCGUUUCAUGCAAUGUGCCAAUCUCCCUCUGCUACUACUAUCAAGGCCCAGUUAACACAGUGCUCAGCUGUGCAAGUACUGGUUCCGUUAUGUGAUCUUGAUGGUAAUAUAAGGGCUAAUGCUGUGAAGCUACUCUGCUGCUUGACAGAAGAUGUUGAUGAAGCGACCAUCUUGGAACACAUGACUCAGAAAUCAAUUGACACCUUGCUCAGGAUCAUCAAAACUUCUAGUGAUGAGGAAGAAAUCGCUUCUGCAAUGGGUGUCAUCUCCAACCUCCCCAAACGCCCCCAGAUCACUGAGUGGCUAUUGGGUGCCGAGGGUCUUCCUUUAAUUUUGAGGUUUCUUCAAGCUAGUAAGAGUAAGGGUUCCCAUAAAAAUCAGUUGAUAGAAAAUGCUGUCGGAGCCAUAUGCCAUUUUAGCAAUCCAACAAAUCAGCAAUCACAAAAGCAAGCAGCUGAAAUUGGUCUGAUUCCCGCGUUGGUACAGUGGCUGGAGUUAGGUACCACGUUGACAAAAAAACAAGCAGCUUUGUCUCUCGCUCAGUUUUCCGUGAGUUCCCUUGCACUGAGUCGGCCUUUUCCAAAGCGCCAUGGAUUCUGGUGCUUCUCACCUCCGCCAGAAGCCGUGUGCCCAGUUCAUCGAGGAAUCUGUACCAUAGAGUCAUCGUUUUGCCUCGUGGAAGCUGGCGCUGUGGAACCUCUUGUGAGGGUUCUUGGCGAAACCAAUCUUGAUGUCUGUGAAGCUGCUUUAGAUGCACUAUUGACUUUGAUUGAAGGUGAAAGAUUGCAAAGUGGUAGUAAGGUGCUAGCCGAAGCAAAAGCCAUACCGUCAAUAAUAAGACUACUUAGUGUUUCGUCCCCUGGAUUGCAAGAGAAAGUUCUGAGGUCUUUAGAGAGAAUUUUUCGACAGGUGGAGUUCAAACAGAAGUACGGAGCCUCAGCUCAGAUGCCUCUAGUUGACUUGACUCAACGAGGGAAUAGUAGUACAAAGUCAUUGGCAGCCAAAAUUCUUGCUCACUUGAACGUUCUUCACGACCAGUCCUCUUAUUUCUGAUGGAAGAUAAUGGUUUGACGCUUAUUUUUUAACAAAAUUUAAACAGUUUGAUAAAAUCCCACUGAUUCUUCUAUUUUCAAGUCAUGGUUCUGUGUGGGAGGAAUGUACCAUUGUGUCAAGGACAAAACAUGUCUUUCUUGUAAGACUGCUCAGCUGCAAUGGCAUAGAGGCCUGAGUGACCUGAACUAAAGAAAACCGAGUUGUUGAGAGAUCUUUCAUGGAAACUAUGCAGCACAGGAUAGAUGAUGUUGGGUUGAUAGAAGCUCUCGAUAUGUUUGUCUGUGGAAGGAGAUGAUUAAUCGGGGAAAGACCACCAUUGAUCGACUAUUUAGCUGAGCUCUGAGGUUCAUGUGAAUUUAAGUUUGAAUUCUUUACCCUCACUGAUCAUUUUGAUUCAGUUGUAUAUGUAAUUCAUUCGGUAGUUUAAAUUGAAGUCCAUAAAUUCUUCUGUAUUAUGAACAAAAUUCUAUAGUAGAAACGUGGUUUAUACUGUAGAUAGAGAGAGAGAGAGAGAGAGAGAGAGAGAGAGAGAGAGAGAGAGAGAGAGAUUAAAGUAGUGAUAAUUUUAUUUUUUUUCCAAUUAUGAUUCUUUCAGGGCUGUUAAUUGGAAAUGAGUAGGUAUCUGAACUGUUGCAAUACAAGCAUGUUGAUUGAUAUUCGAGGAA